Messenger RNA from Dictyostelium purpureum, 394 nucleotides. RefSeq lists its product as uncharacterized. Bases 108 to 275 code for a protein of 55 amino acids. NCBI's taxonomy places the organism in Eukaryota, Evosea, Eumycetozoa, Dictyosteliales, Dictyosteliaceae. The transcript has 2 exons. The record is from RefSeq and is a predicted model, not a curated record.
CAUUUAUCUGUUGUAUCAUUACUUUGUAUCACCUUUAUAAUCUAUUUGUAUAAUAUUUUCACAUUAAACUUUUCCUUUAAUUUCUUCAAUUUUAAAUCUCUAUAAAAAUGUUAAUUGACGCUUUAACCAACUUAUCUGGCUUCAACAAAUCAUCAGGCAAAGGCUCAUCAAGCACCACUACUCGUAAAGCUGAUACCUUAUACCUUGCUACUUCUUCAACCAACAAAACCACUGAAGAUCCAACCAAUUACCCACCACCAAGAUUCCCAUUAUAAAUUUAUUUUAUAAAUUCACACUUUCAUAAUUAAUUUAAUUUAUUAUUUUCAAUGAAAAUAUAAUUAAAUAGAUUGUUUUUGAAACAAAUAAAAAUAAAAUUAUUUUAAAAUCUCAAACC